AUGGAUGUAACUGAGUUUUUAGUAGGAUGCAACUGUACUUCAGUUUGGCUACUUGGACAAAUACUACAGUUUAGAAGCAAACUGCCAAGUAUUAGAGAUAAUAUUUUGAGAGGUGAAACUCUCUUCAAUGACAAUUUUCAACAAACUGGUGUAAUUGCUCAUUUACUGGCCAAAAUUGAAAUGAACGAAGAUAGAGAACUGCUACACAAUCAAUACAGGGACAUAAGUCAGGAGCUCCAUCUAAAAACAGACGUUCUUAGGAAGUAUAGGCACAAAGUGAAAAUAAUGGAGAAGGAAAUUAGCGAUAUUCAAAGCGAAUUCGAAUGCGAGAGACAAGACUACCUGGAAACGAUACGAAAACAAGAACGAAAUAAUAAACUAAUGAGCCAAAUUUCCGAUAAACUUGUAGGAACUCUCAAAAAGGAGUGUAAUUACAGGUAUAGUAGAAAAGUUUAG
This is a messenger RNA of Diabrotica balteata, 456 nucleotides long. NCBI's taxonomy places the organism in Eukaryota, Metazoa, Arthropoda, Insecta, Coleoptera, Chrysomelidae. The record is from the annotation of a GenBank genome assembly.